Molecule: messenger RNA, 585 nt
Organism: Carya illinoinensis
Lineage: Eukaryota; Viridiplantae; Streptophyta; Magnoliopsida; Fagales; Juglandaceae
Exons: 3
Coding region: 16-585 (189 amino acids)
Cellular component (GO): preribosome, large subunit precursor
Molecular function (GO): protein binding
Source: RefSeq, a predicted model, not a curated record
CUAGGGCUCUUCACUAUGAGUCUUCCUUUUGUUAUUCUUAAAACUCAUUGUCUGGAACUAGCAAAGCAUAUUGUCUUUAGCAUUAGAUGCAUAUCACACGCUGCAGUAGCAACACGUUUCUUUUCCUAUAUUUACUUUUUCAAUACUGGACUAGAACUUAUCGAGAAAAAAUACUGGAGUAGAAGUCACUCAUUUCUAUGUUUAUAUUAUGACUAUAUCCUCCAUGGACAGUUCUGUGGGAAAGUACACAGCUGCUUUGAUGUUGGAGGUGAGAGUUCUGCUCUCAUUGCAGCCGGUGCUUCUGACCCCAUUCUUAGGAUAUGGGAUCCUCGUAAACCAGGAACUUCUGCUCCGGUCUUUCAGUUCUCAUCUCACACUUCUUGGGUUUCUGCUUGCAAGUGGCAUAAAAAAUCUUGGUUUCAUUUAGUUUUUGCAUCCUAUGACGGGAAAGUUAUGUUAUGGGAUCUAAGAACUGCGUGGCCUUUGGCUGUCAUUGAAUGUGUUGAAAAUCCAUCAAGUGUGAAUUGUCAUUUGAUUUUACAGCCAGCCACUCAUCCACCGAAAGUCUUUGAUAGCAAAUAUUGA